This is a messenger RNA of Fibroporia radiculosa, 918 nucleotides long. RefSeq lists its product as uncharacterized. The record is from RefSeq and is a predicted model, not a curated record. Gene Ontology annotation, molecular function: peptidase activity. Gene Ontology annotation, biological process: proteolysis. The transcript is spliced from 3 exons. Lineage: Eukaryota; Fungi; Basidiomycota; Agaricomycetes; Polyporales; Fibroporiaceae. The coding region runs from base 1 to 918 and encodes 305 amino acids.
AUGUCUACUCCUACCCGCGAGGGCUUGGCCCCAUUCUCCGUUCAAAGUGUGGGGAAGUCUUAUGAGACAUAUUACAAGGUCUACGGCGAUCUCAAAUCUGGCGUCACACCUGUGAUCGUCAUCCACGGUGGUCCCGGAAAUACACAUGAGUAUCUUGCGCCUCUCGUGGAUCUUACGCAGGUGUAUGGAAGGCCUAUUGUCUUCUACGACCAGCUCGGUAAUGGAGGAUCGACAUUUCUCCGCGCGAAGAGCGGUGAUAAUUUUUGGGAACCUCAGCUUUUUGUGGAAGAAUUUCACAACCUGGUGACUUUCUUGGGGAUCGAGGAAUAUUCCAUAGUGGGGCAUUCGUGGGGUGCGAUAUUGGGUUUAGAGAUUGCGGUGAAGCAGCCGAAAGGCCUAAGGCGACUGGUGCUGUCAUCUGGGUUAGUGUCGAUGGAACUUUGGGAGCAGUCAACGGCGAAGUUGCUGAGGAUGAUGCCGGAAGAUAUCCAGAAAACCAUUCGCGACAACGAGAGCGCAGGGACAUUCGACUCCCCAGACUAUCAGAAGGCGAAUUUAGAAUUUACCCUACGCUUUGGGAUCAGGAUGAACCCGUUGCCGGAUGAGGCUGGGGCUCUAUUUCGGGCUUUUGAGAAGAAUCCUACCAUAUACUACACGAUGCAAGGACCGUCGGAGUUCACGAUCACCGGAAGCUUAAGAUCAUGGAAUAUUAUUUCGGAGUUGCACAAGAUCAAUGUCCCUACAUUGUUAACAAAUGGAGCGUACGAUACGGCGCAAGAUCUUGUGAUGGCGCCGGCGUUCGAGAAGAUCUCCAAGGUAAAGUGGUACACAUUCUCGCGGAGUGCUCAUAUGGCAUUUGUGGAAGAGAGGGAGAAGUACAUGAAGGUAGUCGCUGAAUUCCUUGCAUAUGAGCAAUGA